Protomyces lactucae-debilis is the source of this 1518-nucleotide messenger RNA. RefSeq lists its product as uncharacterized. The coding region runs from base 1 to 1518 and encodes 505 amino acids. The record is from RefSeq and is a predicted model, not a curated record. NCBI's taxonomy places the organism in Eukaryota, Fungi, Ascomycota, Taphrinomycetes, Taphrinales, Protomycetaceae. The transcript has a single exon.
AUGAUUCGGGUACAGAAGCACAACGUUGCUUUCGCGCUUCUGGUAUUUGCAGCGCUCAUUCUGCUUACCCUGAUAACGCGUUCCCACUCGGCAUCGGCAUCGGCAUCUUCUUGGUCUAGCUAUGGCAGCUCCGUGGGUCAAGCGGCGAGUUCAGUGGUGAAAGCCGCUAAGGGAAGUGAUGCAUGGCCCAUCAAUGCAAAAGGCUUCGAUUCCGGGCUGGCAGAAGAUACUUUGCGGCCUCUUCAAGCUGGUCAGAAGCCGCCCGUCAGGGGAACUGCUUUCGCAAACGAACAUGGACACUAUUGUAAAUGGGUCUUUGACGAAUAUAUCCCUUCCUCUUAUGAAGUCGAAUGGACCAAUUUGACAACUGUUGUCAAUGAUGAGGUCUGUCGCGUUGUUGCCCAACAAAAACAUCGUGCAGCAUCGUUGGAUAUCGUCACCCGCGUCAUGCAGCUCGUCAGUGGUCUCGAUACCUCCAUCAAUUGGUCAGAACCAGACACGGCACCGCUUGAAGAUGCAAAGCUGGUGGACGAGUACUUCUCUCGAAUGCGAUAUAAGCGCGUGUGCUUCAACGAAGAGACUCAGGUAUGGGCACCAGGCACUGGCACUGGCGACCAGCUGAUUGAACCUCUUUGGGGUAUGCUACGAGACCCAUUCGAUCAUUGGUGCGAUUACCUUGGUUAUGCACUGAGACCGAAACCCCCAGGCUAUCAAAAAUCAACAGAAGGACAGUCCAAAGCGCAUAUCCUACCACAAGGAUUCGCACCGUACCGUUAUACCCUCGCAGCCGAUGGUAAAUUGCCAGACUCAUGGCGCCUGUAUGGUAUGCCACCUUGGCACUCCUCACUCGAACCAAUCGUGGCGCCAGGUUUCGGUAUCACGUACCGCCCACCACAGCAAAUCCAUCUUGAUCUCGGGUCCAGUUACUUUGCCGGCUGGACCAAAGCCACUGAAGCUGAAGAGGCUCGAAUGCGCAUUGGUGCCAAGCCACCACCAGGGAAAGAGGAGCCUGCGAAGAAGGUUCAGAACUCUGCUGCAUCUGGCCAGUGGUUUUAUGAUCACUAUCAUAAGCGUGGCUUGCCAUUUGAUCGCUUCAUUGCCGUUGAAUUGGAACCACUCUCACCACAAGAUGCCUAUGAGCAGUGCCCUGAAGAUUUGGUUGGCAAGUACAAUCUCAUCAAUAUUGGCUUGAGUAUGGAUAAGGACAAGUACAACACGCUUGACUUGAUUCGCAGAACAGUCAGGAAGCAAGAUUUCUUCGUGUUCAAGUUGGAUAUCGACUCGGCACCGAUCGAGAUGCCCAUCAUCAAUGCCCUUCUCAAGGACAACCCGGACAAAGGCGGCGUGUCGGGUCUCAUUGAUGAACUGAUGUUUGAACAUCACUGCAAUUAUGAACCCCUUGCAGGACCGUGGGAGCUUCGAGGAAGAAGUCGGAAGGAAGUAGGUGAUCUCGGCUCCUCCUACAAAUUAUUUGGUGAUUUGCGAAGGAAGGGCAUUCGAGCACAUUCAUGGCCAUGA